UAGCAGAUAUACUAAGAUAGUGGGAGACAUGUGGAAGAGGAGAGACGGACAACUGCCCAUGACUCUUGAAAGAGCUGUGAGGAAUUAAUUUUUUAUUAGACUGGACCCAAUUCGCCCUAUAUCCUUUGAAUUUUGGAUAGCUGUGAUCAAGUCACUAUUUUUGACGGACAUAAUUAUGACUUUUGUCUGUUUCUGACCAGCUGGAUAUCAGUCAAGCAAUAACUGGAGUAUUUGAAUGUGGAUCUGAUUUUAAUGCUCUCCCCAUUUAGGGGAGAAAUAGAUGAAGUAAAAAUAGACAGACAUGAAGAUACUCGGUGGUCAUUUAUUCUUUUUUUACCUCAGAAGGAUAGAGUGGUUCUACCCAUAGCAGAGCCUGAGGAAAGUUGAGAAUCAACAUUUAUCUGGAGCACAUGCACAAAAGGCGUCAACAAUUGUGUUGGACAGAACUGUGUACUUCGGAGAGCCUGGUCAGUUUUGUAUGAGCCAGGCUGAUAGUGUGAAGCCCUGUGGCUGUGUUCCACUGAGGCAUGAGUGUGGGAAGAGCCCACCACCACAGCUUCCUGUCCUGUGAAGAAGGCCUUAGACUGAGUACCAUGCCUGCCGUGGGCAGCUUUGGCAAUGGCAAGAUCCACACAAGACGCAAAUACCACAGCCGGUUUGUCAACAAGUCCGGCCAAUGCAACAUACACUUCUCAAACAUGGAUGAGAAGUCUCAGAGGUAUAUAUCUGACAUUUUCACAACUUGUGUGGACAUCCGCUGGCGAUACAUGUUCCUGCUAUUUAGCCUGGCAUUCGUGGUAUCCUGGCUGACGUUUGGCUUGGCAUUCUGGGUCAUCGGCCUCCUACAUGGUGACAUGGACAGUCAUGGAAAGGAUGAUACUUUUGUUCCUUGUGUUACGACAGUCAACUCUUUUGUGGCAGCUUUCCUGUUCUCUGUGGAGACCCAGACAACUAUUGGCUAUGGAGCUCGCUGUGUAACAGAGGAAUGCCCAGCAGCUGUCUUCAUGGUGGUCUUUCAGUCCAUCAUGGGCUGCAUCAUAGACGCCUUUAUGAUUGGUGCUAUCAUGGCCAAGAUGGCAAGACCCAAAAAGCGUGCUGAAACACUGUUGUUCAGCCACAAUGCAGUAAUUGCUAUGCGUGAUGGGAAGCUUUGUCUAAUGUUUAGAGUUGCUAAUCUAAGGAAGAGCCACAUUGUGGAGGCUCAUGUGAGGGCCCAGCUAGUAAAACCCCGCUACACAGAGGAGGGCGAGUAUAUCCCCCUGGAUCAAAUUGAUAUGAAUGUAGGCUAUGACAAAGGCACAGAUCGCCUGUUUUUGGUUGCACCUAUUACUGUCAUACAUGAGAUUGAUGAAGAAAGUCCACUUUUUGGCAUCAGUAAGCAAGAUCUUGAAACAUCUGAUUUUGAGAUAGUAAUCAUCCUUGAGGGACUGGUGGAGGCCACAGCCAUGACGACACAGGCACGUACAUCUUACCUUCCCUCAGAGAUCCUGUGGGGUCACCGCUUUGAGCCGCUCAUCUUCGAGGAGAGGAACCAGUACAGGAUAGAUUACGCCUACUUCCACAAAACAUUUGAAGUACCAUCCACCCCCAGAUGUAGCGCCAAGGACAUGGAGGAGAGAAAAUUCCCAACAUCUAGCGCCAACUCCUUCUGCUAUGAGAAUGAGCUGGCCUUCAUCAGCAAGGAUGAGGAGGAGGAUGGAGAUACAGAUAAAGAGCAAAACAAAUGCUCAUCUGAGCUGACAGCCACAGAGCACGAUCAACCAACUUCCCGAAGAGAAUCAGAGAUUUAAUCUUUGUCUGUUGAUUGAGUUGUUUGUGGAUGCAGAGCAUGUGGAGGGCCCUGUGACUGUCAUUCUGCUGACAUGAGGACCCCACUGAGGACAUCUCUGCUGCAGAUGGAGGACAAUCCAUCUUCAGCUUACAAAGAUGAAACUCAAAACCUCGGUGGAGGAACUUUUUUCUUCUCUCAGAUGGUUACUGAGCUUUAUGAGAUGCAAACAAAACUUUCAUGUUUUAAUUAGAGUUAAUCCAAGGAAUAAAGUGCAUGACAAGAAAAUUUUGUCUAAAUAUUUUGAGAAAUAUAUGAUAGUUUUGGUGGAACCAUCUGUAGAUGCCUGUUCCUCAAAUAUACAGUGUGCAGUGACAUUGGAGGCAUUAUUUAUAAAAUCAGACAUGUAGAAUAUUUCUCUGAGCUCCUCUGGUAGAAAACUGACUUUUAUCUUAAUGAUAUAACUUGUGUGAACAACACAUUAAAUAUUCUACAUUAGACAAUGUCAGCAGCUCACUCAGUUGGCACACACAAAGCUAAUUAACAUUCAUACAGAAUGGACUGCACAGAAUUACAGAGGACACAUAAGGUUGUUAUAGAUAUUUAGCCACACAAAGUUAAAAUUCUCUUCAUUCGUACAUCAUAUGAAUGUGUUUACCUUUUCAUUCAGCUAGUGGGAUACAUUUGACCUUUACUGUUGUUUAUCUUAUUUAUUUAAGCACAUAGGACACUUAAAGAGACCCCUGAUGUGUGUAUGUACUUUUAGUAAUAGCUGCUUUACCUGGGAAACUGUGCAGUUAUGCAGCACAGAAAAAGAAGUUUAGUUUAUACAGAUUUUUAAAAGAAAUUUGGCUUCUUCAGUUGAGACAGUGAUAAAAAAUACAAGCUUAUCAUUUCUACCCAUGUUUUUUUUUUUUUUUUUUUGUCAGCUAUUCCUAUAAUUAAUUGAUAUUUUGUUUGUUUUAUUAGUUUUUUUUAAGACAGUGCAAUAAAGUGCAUCUUGUUGUGCAGUUCAAAGAAAAUUAAUCUCUGGGUUCUGCCUAUUGCAUAAAACAAUGUAAAACAGACAUUGAACUUGGCAAAAAUUUUGCUUAAAUUACAAAACAUUGUCAAGACAAAGGUUAGUUUUAUGUUUUAUUUUUCUCUUUUAGUGAAAAAUAGUGUUUUUAUAUUGUAGUUAUUAGAAUCAGUACUAAUUAUCUUACCUGAUGUUGGCUGGGCUAGAUAAAAAGAACGCUGACUGAUAAAAAACGAGGUUAAUGCCUUAGACUCUCUAGCAUAGAAAGUGGCCAGUUGAACAUGCUUUAUAGCGUGUGCUGCUAAUAUACAAGUGACACUCAGCACAGUAAGAUGAUCAAAAGAAAAAAAGUUGGUUAGACGUCAAGCAUAGGGAGGCUUUCAAUGGUGCUGACAAAGGGCAUGCAAAAUUCAGUCCAAAGCCCACACUAGCAAAAUAGCAGGGAAUUAAAGGAAAGACAAAGAUAAAAUUACCUAGAAAUGAGAAAACAAGAAACACAAAGGAAGAAAAUUGUAAGAUUACAAGGACAAUCAGAUAUGGAGGAAUUAACUGAUUGGAUGCAGGUGUGUUGGAAAACAAAACUAAUACAGGUGAACAAAGAUACCCUAUUUGAGAAUAAAACUGGGAAAACAAAAAUAAAAAAAACUACGACAAAAACAGUUUUAUGUUUGGUAGGCUGUUGUUUUCUCUUGUUACCGUUCAUAUGCAACAAACAAUGUACUCAGAAACAAAAUGCAAAGAAAAAAUGCACACCUUUUCUGGUGGAUAUUGUGGUGGAAAACUCAGGACCUGAGAACUCUUACAGAACAAGAGGAUCUUACUCCUCCCAAUCUGAUAAUUAAAGAUUUGACAUCAUUUUGGAGAGAACACACUGGCAAUUAAAGAGUCUGAUUAAAGUCAUCUGGAGUAUUUACUGUCACAUGAUGCCACAUGGUAGACAGGACGACAUAAAGCAGUGUCACAUUUGUGCUCUGUAUUAAUUAAAAGACUAAUUUAAGCACAAACACAAACAGUAUUAAAUUUUUUUUCUUUUUUCUUUUUUUACAAUCGGAAAUAAUGGUAUAUGUAAUGAUUUCAGGCAUCAUUGUUAUUUUAGUGACAAAAGGAUAAAAAGCUACAGCAAACUUUCAAAUAGAUGAAACACUAUAUUAUGGUAAAGCUAUUAUAUCAGGUGAAAGAUUCCAUUUGUUGAUUUAAUUUUAUUUUCAUUUAAUUUUUAUCUAAUCAGGUAAGUCCAUUGAGAACUGGUUUUCAAUUACAAUAAGAACCUGAGUCAUAGGCAGUAUUUUUGCAAAUGCAAAUGAUAAAACAUGAAUUCUAACACUUAAGACAUGUCUCGGUAUCAGAAGAUUUAAUCUACUUUGAAACUGGUGUAAACAAAUUAAAUCAUAGCUUAAAAAACUAUAAAGUAUAUAUAUAUAUAUAUAUAUAUAUAUAUAUAUAUAUAUAUAUAAGAGCAUCCUGGUUUUACUUUGUUCCUAACAUGUUGCUGCAUAUCCCAUGCAUGGCUAUAAAUUAAACAAUGUUUGACAACAUGACAAUGAACUUAGUACAUUAUGGAUACACGUUAACAGAUUUGGUUUAGGUCCUGAAAUACUGAAAUUAACAGCCUUUGUUAUUUAUUCUAUAUUCCUGUGGCAGCAUUGUUAUCUUUCCUUCUAUUUAAUGUUAAUGGAUAAGUAACAUAGAUAGUUCGGUUUGUGUUGUUUCUCCUAUCCCAGGUGAGAUGAAUUAGUUUUUCUUCCACAUUCGUCAAACUAAAAACUCUAUGUGGGUUAACUUUGUCCACCUGACUGCUUUUUCAGCAGGUUUUUAACAUAUUUGUACUCAUAUGUUGCUGACUUGUGCUGAAAAUAACAGAACUAGCUCGCUCCAGAAAACAAAUGGUGGUUCUACUGCCAUUUGCACAAAGAGCAGGGUCAGAGCUUCCGGCAUGUAAAAGAACUCUGAUUUGUACAUUUGUCCUGCUUUCAUACUGUAAAUAAAUAUAUUUUCCCUUUGUUCCUCUAAUAAUUUGUUUGAUUCACGAUCUUUCAGGCUUGAAAGUCUAUAAAUAUCUCUAAAAAUGUUAAAAUCUUAAGUUUCUUGAGCAAAGUUAGACAAAGUUGCAAAUAGUUUCUUUGCUGAAGAGACUGAAAUAGUUUAUAAAGAAGCUCACACCUUUGACCUUUUCUGGCUGUCUUCCUCUAAAUGCAUUUAAAGCAAUCUUGAAUCUGAUUUGCACCUUGUCUUCUUUACUUUGUUAUGUGAGAAAAUGAUCUAAAAUGUGACCAUUAAAAAAGAGAUUUCCUUUCAUUACAGCAAUAA
Messenger RNA from Melanotaenia boesemani (Boeseman's rainbowfish), 5093 nucleotides. It is a transcript of the gene kcnj12b, whose product is annotated as potassium inwardly rectifying channel subfamily J member 12b. Gene Ontology annotation, molecular function: inward rectifier potassium channel activity. Lineage: Eukaryota; Metazoa; Chordata; Actinopteri; Atheriniformes; Melanotaeniidae. The transcript has 2 exons. Gene Ontology annotation, biological process: potassium ion import across plasma membrane; regulation of monoatomic ion transmembrane transport. Gene Ontology annotation, cellular component: plasma membrane. The record is from RefSeq and is a predicted model, not a curated record. The coding region runs from base 528 to 1790 and encodes 420 amino acids.